CACCAGCACAGCACAAAACUGGGUCUUGCGCGUUCAGGCUCGGCACUCUCCCACCAGACGCCCUCCCUCAGCAGACCCGCGCCCGCCCGGCCGGCUCCCGAUGGCGCCCCUCCCCUGCCGCGACCUCCACGCUCGGCUGCCGACGCUCCCCCGCCGCGCCACCGCCCACGCACAGGUCUCCUUCCCGAGCGGCGCUCCGGCCCCUCGCCGGCCACUUCUCACCUCCACCGCAAGCACGAGCGCGAGCACGCCGCUGCGGCUCAUCCCUCUGGCGGCCACGAGGGACGAGGAGGAGGUCGCCUCCCUCGUCGGCCACCUCGAGCCGCACGGCGUCGCGCACGGCGGCCAUCAGCAGCAGCACCGCGACGACGUCCCGCAGGAAGAGGAGGAGGACGACGACGCUCGGCGGCGCGGCGCGCGGAAGCACCGGGAGGAGCUGCCGGCGCGGUGGCGCGAGAUCCACGGGCGCGACGACUGGGCGGGCCUCCUGGACCCGAUGGACCCGCUGCUGCGGUCGGAGCUGAUCCGGUACGGCGAGCUGGCGCAGGCCUGCUACGACGCGUUCGACUACGACCCCUACUCCCGCUACUGCGGCAGCUGCAAGUACCCGCGGCGGGAGCUGUUCGAGCGGCUGGGCAUGGCGGGCGGCGCGGCGCGCGGGUACGCCGUGACCCGGUACCUGUACGCGACGUCCAACUUCCGGUUGUUCCCGGCUUUCUUCCCGCAGUCCCGCGCGGGCGCCAAGAUCUGGAGCCAGAGCGCCAACUGGAUCGGGUACGUGGCCGUGUCGACGGACGAGGAGAGCGCGCGGCUGGGGCGGCGCGACGUCGCCAUCGCGUGGCGCGGCACGGUGACGCGCCUCGAGUGGGUGUCGGACCUCAUGGACUUCCUGCGGCCCGUGGCGGAGGAGGGCAUCCCGUGCCCGGACCCGGACGUGAAGGUGCUGGCCGGGUUCGCGGACCUGUACACGGACCGGGACCCCGGCUGCCGCUUCUGCAAGUACUCGGCGCGGGAGCAGGUGCUGACGGAGGUGCGGCGGCUGGUGGGGCGGUACGCGGCGCGGGGCGAGGAGGUGAGCAUCACGGUGACGGGGCACAGCCUGGGCAGCGCCCUGGCGAUGCUGAGCGCCUACGACAUCGCCGAGUCCGGCGCGAACGUGGCCGUGGCCGGGCGGGCGGCGGCGCCGGUGUGCGUGUACUCGUUCGCGGGGCCGCGGGUGGGGAACGCGGCGUUCCGGCGGCGGUUCGAGUCGGAGCUCGGGGUGAAGGCGCUGCGGGUGGGGAACGUGCACGACAACGUGACGCGGAUGCCGGGGAUCCUGGUGAACGAGGGCGCGCCCGAGGCGGUGCGGCGCGUGGCGGAGCGGCUGCUGCGGGUGCCCUGGUGCUACUCCCACGUCGGCGUGGAGCUGGCGCUCGACCACAAGCGCUCGCCCUUCCUCAAGGACACGCUGGACCCGGCGUGCUACCACGACCUCGAGGCGCACCUCCACCUCAUCGACGGUGCACUGUCGACCUCGUCACGGCGCCCAUAAACAACACACCUCGUGGAUCCGGCGGCGCAGGGCCAUAGCUAGCUGGUGGUACCGUGCCAGGCUGACCGGAUCGAAGCAAGAAGACCCACCCGGGCUCAUUGAACGUGCUCUCUCUCGGUCUCACUGCAACAACCACGGAGCCCCAUCAGCGUCCGUGGAUGGCUGGAGAUCGGAGUGUUGGACACGUCUGACGCCGCAGUUAAUGUGAUAAUAAAAAGGCUGUCCCUUAAUUGCCCAGCUACCAACCGGUUUAGUACAUGCACGUCGCUUGCACGUGCUUCACCACCUCCGGUCCGUGGCGGCUGGUCAGACCAAAUACUCCCUCCGUAUCCUAAAUAGACGACGUCCUGGAGGCCAAGGCCAGUUGCGUCAAAAAAUGAUGUUCUGGAGGACGAUCCAAACUUUGGACGUGAUUGCCCCUAGCUAGGCACGCGCGCCGGCCGUUCGCAUGCUGGUUUCCUCGUCAUUAAUCGCGCACGCGGACUACUUCAUCUCCCUCACACGGAGUACUACUUCGUUUCGUCGCUAUGGACACCAGCAGCGCUCGGAUGCUGGUCGCCGCGGACGGUGUCAGGGCGGAGUCGGAGGCACUCGCCGCGGAGGACAUCGGGCCAGAGUCGGAGGAGGUCGCCGCAGACGACGUCGUCGACCCGCUGCUGUCCGUGGACGACUCCGACCCGCUGCUCUCCGUCGCGCAGGAUUCAUAGGAUCCGAACGAGGUCAUUGUGGUGCUCGCCGCGGACGGCAUGGUGCCGGAUUCGCAGGAGGUGGCCGCGGACGGUGUGGCGCUGGUCUCGCAGGAGCCGGACGAGGGCAUCACGCCGGAGUUGCUGGAGCUCCCGCCGGACUCCAUGGAGGUGGUGCCGGAUUCCUUGCCGCCAGGGGCGUUUGUAUGCGGUCGCUGUGGUCUCGUUCAUGAGGAUCGCGAAGCAUGGAACCGUGCACACUCGCGGUUCUAUCCAUGCCGCACCAACGCAGUGGCAAAAAUGUGCACGAAACUAACAAAAAGGAAUGAGCGAACGCGCGCGGCAGGCAGCGAGCAAAACCAAAAUAAAUCUCGAAUCGGCGACCCCGCGCCUCGGGACCAGCUUCCGUGACCGAUUGAGCAGCAUUUGUUUUAUGCUCAGGGUGCGCCCGACACCAUAUUUAAUAAAAGAAAACAUGGAAAAGUUACCUAAUCACUCCUUGGUAUGCUAACUCAUGUCAUAAACGUUGUCUUUUUAGGAUACGGUGGGAGUACUAUAAUCGUCGCCAUCCACAGUGACUCUGCUGCAGUAGAUUUAGGCCCCGUUUAGUUCAAAAAAAAUUUCUACAGUACUCAUCACAUCGAAUUUUUAUACAUAUGCUUGGAGCAUUAAAUAUAAUUAAAAAAAUAAAUAAUUACAUAGUCUAACUGAUUAGCAUGAGACGAAUCUUUUAAGCAUAGUUAGUUUAUAAUUAGACAUUAAUUACUAAAUAACAAUGAAAGUGCUACAAUGUCAAAACCCAAAUAUUUUCGCGAACUAACUUUUAAUAAGCCGUGUCUUCUCCUGCAACCUCUCUUGAUAAUGUGUUGUCUUGCGUGUGUGCUUGCUUGUGCGC
Panicum virgatum (switchgrass) is the source of this 3115-nucleotide messenger RNA. RefSeq names its product phospholipase A1-Igamma1, chloroplastic-like. Gene Ontology annotation, biological process: lipid metabolic process. The transcript has 2 exons. NCBI's taxonomy places the organism in Eukaryota, Viridiplantae, Streptophyta, Magnoliopsida, Poales, Poaceae. Gene Ontology annotation, molecular function: glycerophospholipase activity. Bases 101 to 1534 code for a protein of 477 amino acids. The record is from RefSeq and is a predicted model, not a curated record.